AUGUUUGGAAAGAGUGCAUUUGGAUCAACUGGAGGAUUUGGUCAACCACAGCAGCAACAACAGCCUGGCUCAGUAUUCGGCCAGCCAGCUCAACAGCCUCAACAAGGCAGCGCAUUUGGUGGUUUUGGAGCUACAUCUGCACCAAGUGCUUUUGGCGCCGCCCCUGCUACAACAAGUGCGUUUGGACAACCUGCCCAACAAUCUGCAUUUGGUGCAGCACCUGCUACUACUGGCUUUGGCGCUACCAACACCUCCGCUUUUGGCCAAGCUAGACCCUCUGCAUUUGGAACAACUCAACCCUCUGCUUUUGGUGCCACUCAACCUGCAGCUUCAACUGGAUUUGGUGGUGGUGGAUUUGGAAGCACCUCUACGACUUCAGCAUUUGGAAGCACUGCAGCUCAACCCUCCGGUGGAUUAUUUGGACAACGUCCUGCCACCAGUGCUUUUGGAGGUGCUCCUACCACAAGCGCAUUUGGACAACCUCAACAGCAAACAUCAGCUUUUGGUGGCAUGGGUGCAACUGGCUCUGCCUUUGGACAACCUGCAAACGCUGCUGGUGGUGUCAACCAAGGCACUGCUAUUGCUGAUUUCUCACCUACUCAAGAUCGCGAUAUCACUACUGGCGUAAACAACUUUUUCCAGACAAUUACAGCUAUGCCACAAUACAAAAACUAUUCCCUUGAAGAACUUCGUUUGCAAGAUUACCAACAAAAUAGAAAGACGGCAAGUGGUGCUCCUGGUGCUGGCGGUGCCUUUGGUGCUCCUGCUGGUGGUGCUUUUGGCGCCUCUACCGGAGCUACUGGUUCCGCAUUUGGUCAACCUGCUGGAGCUACAGGUGGAUUCGGUCAGCAACAACAAACCUCAGCCUUUGGUCAACCUGCUCAAACAAGUGCUUUUGGUGCGGGUGCCACGAGUGGUGGUCUCUUUGGACAACAGCAACAACCUGCUACUACAUCUGCAUUUGGUCAACCUGCUACUGGCACCUCUGCUUUUGGUGCUUCCACCUCUGCUUUUGGCCAACCUGCUGCCGCAUCUGGCUUCGGUGCUGCUGCUUCAAAGCCCUUCUCAUUUGGUAGUACACCUGCUCCUGCCACUGGUGGAUUUGGUCAACCUGCCACGUCUGCUUUCGGUCAGCCUGCUGCUUCUACAGGCGCUUUUGGUCAACAACAACCUGCUACAACCAGUGCAUUUGGUGGAUUUGGACAAAAGCCUGCUACAACACCCGCCACAGGUGGAUUUGGUACUGGAUUUGGUCAACCUGCUGCUACUGGUGGAUUUGGUCAGCCUGCUGCUACUGGUGGAUUUGGUGCCUCUACAAGCAAGCCUGCUUCCUCCUUCUCAUUCGGUGCUACUGCUCCCACAUCUACUGCUGGCGGUUUCGGUACUGGAUUUGGCACGACGCCUGCCCCUGCUACUGGUGGAUUCGGUCAACCUGCUACUGGUGGGCUCUUUGGUGCUGCUAAACCCGCUGCUCCUACUACCUCACUGUUCGGUAACACUGGUGCUACUACUGGUACUGCUGGCGGAUUUGGUGGAUUUGGGACUGGUGCAACUGGUGCUGCUGGCACUACUGGUGGUCUAUUUGGUCAAAAGCCUGCUACUGGACUGGGAGGCACUGGAGGUGGAUUAUUCGGUAGCAAUACAUUGGGUGCUACCACCUCUGGUUUCGGCUUCGGUCAACAACAGCAAGGAACAAACAGCUUCAACUUGCCCGCUCAAGGUGGUUUGACUUCAUUCGGCACGAACCCUCUUCAGCCUGGUAUCCAACAACAACCCUUGAUUGCCACUGUCGACAAAAACCCUUAUGGCAACAAUCCCUUGUUUGAUUUGAGCAAGGUGCCUAAUACACCUUCUGGUUCCAAAUCUGGCGCCUCUGCUGUUGCUUUGGAUGGAUCUAGUCGUAAAUCCAGCAGCCCUCUUUACCACAUGUCGCCCCGUGUCGUCUCCAAGAUUAAGCUUCGUGGCUUUAACUCUCAUUCUACCAAAUCCAGUGCUCGUCAAAUCGCUACUGCCAACCUGGAAGGUAUCAGUGAUGAUGCUGUUCUCGGUUCUGGUGCAUUUGCUCCUCGUACUCACAGCAAGAAGCUUGUUUUCGACAAUGAUGUUGAUGCAGCAAGUAUUGUAGAUCUCAUCAACAGCAAAAAGUCUGACAAGAGAAGAGUUAUGUUUGAUCCUCAACUUGAAUAUGUUGCGGCCAAGGAAAACCACGCUACAACCUCUGGUGCUACUGCCGCUGCUUCCACGCCAGCAACCACGACAACCACGACGACCAUUAUAUCCGAAGUGACAACUACAAAAGAUGCACCAUCUACUAGCAAGAAAAGCACCGCUUCAUCCUCCAUCGCCACAUCCUCUGCCUCCAACGCCGCUUUGAAGAACGACUAUUAUAUCUCACCCUCUCUUGAUACCUUGGCCAAUAUGCCAAAGGAAGGAUUGAAACAUGUACAAAAUCUCGUUGUGGGCCGUAAGGGAUACGGUGAAAUUCGCUUUGAUCAGCCUGUUGAUUUGACGGACGUUGUUAUCGAGGAUAUCAUGGGUAACAUUGUUGUGAUUGAAGAAAAGACGGUUGUUGUCUAUCCUGAUCAAGAAAACAAGCCUGCCAAGGGUACUCAAUUGAACUUGCCAGCCACUAUCAAGAUCGAAAACUGCUUCUCCCAUGACAAGAAUACAGGUGCUCCCAUCAAAGAUCCUGCACAUCCUCGUUUCGGCCUUUUCAAGGAAAGACUUCGCAAGCGUGAAAAUGUUGAAUUUAUUGAUUAUACAAAUAAUGGCGAAUGGACCUUUAAAGUUCAAGAAUUCUAA
Messenger RNA from Mucor velutinosus, 2802 nucleotides. RefSeq lists its product as uncharacterized. The coding region runs from base 1 to 2802 and encodes 933 amino acids. Gene Ontology annotation, biological process: post-transcriptional tethering of RNA polymerase II gene DNA at nuclear periphery; telomere tethering at nuclear periphery; protein import into nucleus. Gene Ontology annotation, cellular component: nuclear pore cytoplasmic filaments; nuclear pore. The record is from RefSeq and is a predicted model, not a curated record. The transcript has 6 exons. Gene Ontology annotation, molecular function: RNA binding; structural constituent of nuclear pore. Lineage: Eukaryota; Fungi; Mucoromycota; Mucoromycetes; Mucorales; Mucoraceae.